UAUUUAGCUUUUAAUUCCUUGUCUUAGAAUAACUCCCUUAAUCAAUUAAUAGAAAGGAAAGAUGGACUUUUUGGAAACUGUUUGUUCAAUUUUGUUAAUCACAUAAAGGGUUAAUGCACGAAUGCAGUUCAUUUUCCAAGAUAAAAAUAAUUUUCACGAGUAAAUCUUGCGAAAUGCAUAUAUCAUCGCAUAAUUAUGACUUUGUAUCCCCACCAACGAUGCAAUGUCUGAUAUUAUUGUUAGUUCAAUAUAAGGAACGCAAUACGUCAGCCUAAACGUGUUUUAAUCUACAUUGCAAGGUCAUUUAGGCGAGGUUAAGUAGCAUUUCGUGGCUUCACGGCUAACACGUUGGAAGUGGCCACGUUGGCCUGACGUCCAUAUGACUACCAAUAAGAUAACUAACAUACAGAUCCUCUUUGGAUUUAACCAAUCGUUGGUCAUAUAUUUGAUCAUCGUUCAUGUUCCCGCCAAACACGAGCGAUCUUUUCAGUAAAACGAUCAUCUUUUUGAGGAGCGCCCGGUUCUUCGAAGAUCUCCUCCAUUUUUUUAUAUAAAACAUUUCAUCAAGUACGUAAUCGUGGUGGCCAAGGGUGUCCUCAUAUUCUUAUAGUUUUUCAUUGAAACGAAAAGUCCUCCCAGGAUGUGGAUGAUACUCGCAAGUGGCCUUUUGGCUGUUGCACUAGCAAAUUCGGACAAUGCAGCGAGUGUUGCACCGGAAGAAGGUUCCAACGCAGCCGUACUUUCUCCGGAAGUGGGUUCUGGCUUCGAAGAAAAACUCCCAACGGCGGAGCAACUCCUGGGGAUGCUCGAUUCGAUGACCGGCUUGACAGAUGAGGAGAAGUUGAAACUCAGGGAGGAUUUGUUGAAAACUAUCCAAGAAAAUGAUGAUUUUCCACAACUUGACAGCCAACCGGUGCCUGGCAAUGAUCUCACUAUGCAAACUAUGGUCCUUUUAUCUUUAUUGAGUGUAGUUGCUCUCAUUUUUGUGUUCUUUGUCUACAAAUUGUUCAAGUGCUUGUCGGAGAGGGAGUCGAAGCGGGAGGAGAAAAAGAAGAAUAAACAGAUGAAGAAAAAAAAGUAACGCGAACGAGGUUAAUGGGGGCGUUGCAUUAUGGAAUGCGGCGAAAGAAAUAUGAAUGUGCAACGUAUACAUUGUUCUGCGGAACCAUUUAUCGCAUUUUAUGUACAAUGAAAGACAAUGUACAUUUCACGACAUACUCUAUUUUGUUAAAUAAAAGAAUAUAUUUAUGAAUAAAAACUGAAACCCAUUUAUUAGGGGACAAUAUA
Bombus terrestris (buff-tailed bumblebee) is the source of this 1287-nucleotide messenger RNA. RefSeq lists its product as uncharacterized. The record is from RefSeq and is a predicted model, not a curated record. Bases 641 to 1081 code for a protein of 146 amino acids. The transcript has 3 exons. Lineage: Eukaryota; Metazoa; Arthropoda; Insecta; Hymenoptera; Apidae.